CAGUGUGGCGCCUGUGUGAUGACUUCAAUGUGACACAGCACUGACAGCGCAUCACACACACACUCUUUACAUCACAUUUAGUCUUUUUUUUUUUUAAUCCAAUACUACCUCUGCUGAAGGACUUCAAACUUGGUGUUGUGGACUUUUUUAAACUUUACACUAAAGUUCCUCAUUUUAUAGAACAAGCACAUUGAGUGUGUAUUUUUCUUUUUCUUUUUUUGUAUCUGGACUAUCAAUCAGACUGGACUACCUCUCUUCUUUCCUGAGGUGAGAGUUUAUCAUCUUCAGCCUGGACAGUUGUCUCCAUGAGGAUGACAGGAGUCCUGUGGAUGAUGUGUGUGUCUGUGCUCAUCCACGGCUGCUGCUGCAGUUUGGGACUCACAGAAAGAGGCUGCAGACGUUGGACACAAAAAGGAAACGAUGUUUGCUGUGAUGCCUGUAAAACAGGAAACCGUCUGGUAAAACGCUGUGGUCCAAGACCAGCGGAUCUUUGCAAGCCGUGUGAGCAGGAUACCUUCACAGUCAAGGCUCUGACCUACGAGUGUGAGGGGUGCAAUCAGUGUGUCGGUGCCCAGAUCCUUUUGAAAGCAUGCACAACCUCCACAGACACAGUGUGUGGCUGCAAAGAAGGACUCAUCUGUGGCGAUGGGAGCUGUUCUUUUUGUGUGAAACAGUGUGGCAAAGGCGAAGAACCUGCAGAGGGACGAACUUGCAGACCGUGUCCAGAUGGAACUUUCAACGACCAACUUCACCAGAAGUGCAAACCCUGGAGCACCAAGUGUUCCAAUCCACAGGACCGCAUCGUGGUCAAGGGCGACGCCUUUAAUGACAUCAAGUGUGCCAAUAUCUCAGAAGCCAAAGUGAUAAAUCCACCAAAGCGUGGUGACCCCGAGGAGGCUCCCAUUGUGGUGGUCAUCAUGAUUGUCAUGACUGUGGUUCUGUCGGCCUUUAUCACCAUCGUUGUGAUAUUGAAAAUGAUUCAGAACAGAAGAAAAACCAAAAUACCAAUCGCAGAAACGCCGACGAUCAGAACUCCGACAGAUGACCCGAAGACACUGAUUGCAGUGGAGUGCAGUUUUCACGAAGCUCAACAAGAGCAGGGCAGCAGUUCUGAGUCGCUGAACUCUGGAGACUCCACAAAUCAGCUCCUGAUGAACGGGAGGCCUCAAUAACAAACAUCACUGAUAGAUAAUGAGGAUAGUUGUCGUGGCAAUACUGCUUAUGGAUUUUAAAGGAUAUCAUUAUGUGCAUUUAGUUGGUUCCAAAUAGAAGAAAAACAAGGUACUUUGUGACAGAGCAACCCCCCAGUAACUGAAGCAUUCACGUAUAAGUAUACAAGUCACACUCACAAUGCAGAUAAGGAAGCACACAUGCACCACAAUGCUAUAAUACUCAAACACUCCUAGGGUGAGGAAGACCAUUAUUGUAUAUUGCUAUGCAUUUAAAUUUGGAAUCAACUGGACAGAGGUUAUAGACUUUGUUCAACAAUGAUAUAAUGAACAGAGUACGCAGUGAUUUUAGUGGCUCUGUUGUAGACGUCCUGAGGUGAUCAAAUGACCCAAACCAACUACAUGAUUAUGCAUAUACAGCAGUGUUCAGAAUACUGUAAUAGUAGUGCUAUGUGACUAAAAAGAUUAAUCCAGGUUUUGAGUAUAUUUCUUAUUGUUA
Molecule: messenger RNA, 1668 nt
Organism: Thalassophryne amazonica
Lineage: Eukaryota; Metazoa; Chordata; Actinopteri; Batrachoidiformes; Batrachoididae
Gene: tnfrsf9a
Product: tumor necrosis factor receptor superfamily, member 9a
Exons: 7
Coding region: 306-1172 (288 amino acids)
Biological process (GO): regulation of cell population proliferation
Cellular component (GO): external side of plasma membrane
Molecular function (GO): cytokine binding; signaling receptor activity
Source: RefSeq, a predicted model, not a curated record